This is a messenger RNA of Astyanax mexicanus (Mexican tetra), 3757 nucleotides long. It is a transcript of the gene snd1, whose product is annotated as staphylococcal nuclease and tudor domain containing 1. Lineage: Eukaryota; Metazoa; Chordata; Actinopteri; Characiformes; Acestrorhamphidae. Bases 171 to 2909 code for a protein of 912 amino acids. Gene Ontology annotation, biological process: regulatory ncRNA-mediated gene silencing; mRNA catabolic process. Gene Ontology annotation, cellular component: RISC complex; cytosol; nucleus. The record is from RefSeq and is a predicted model, not a curated record. Gene Ontology annotation, molecular function: RNA binding; nuclease activity. The transcript is spliced from 24 exons.
CCGGGAAGAGCUUCUCUGUGACUCGUACAUCCCUCGCAUGGUUCCGGUUAAGCGAGCGUGAUCCGCCGUGCUCAGACUCUUUUCUCUCGUUUUACCAAAACAGCCGCAGCAGACCCGCGCGCCCCUCCUGAUUCAGCAGCCCCUGAACGGACACCUUCAACCCCGCGGACAUGGCGACUCCCGUCUCUGGCUCAGUUCAGUCCAACCCGGCUCCAGCUCCGGCGCUGCAGAGAGGAAUAGUGAAGAUGGUCUUAUCCGGAUGUGCCAUCAUUGUAAGAGGCCAGCCACGAGGUGGUCCUCCCCCAGAGCGACAGAUCAACCUCAGCAAUGUCCGUGCUGGUGCCCUCGCCCGCCGUGCCAUCCAGAACCAGCCUGAGACUAAGGACACACCUGAUGAGCCCUGGGCUUUCCAGGCUCGAGAGUUCCUACGCAAAAAGAUGAUUGGAAAAGAGGUGUGCUUCACUGUGGAGAUCAAAACCCAGCAGGGCAGAGAGUAUGGCAUGGUGUAUCUGGGAAAAGAUACAUCAGGAGAGAACAUUGCUGAGUCGUUGGUUUCUGAGGGACUUGCCACAGUCCGCAGAGAGGGUAUCAGAGGCAACAAUCCUGAUCAGGCCAGACUGUGUGAUUUGGAAGACCAGGCAAAGUCCUCAAAGAAGGGUAUGUGGUCCGAGGGUGGAGGGUCGCACACAAUUCGGGACCUGAAGUACAGUAUCGAGAACCCCCGCAACUUUGUGGACUCCUUGCAUCAAAAACCUGUCAACGCUAUUAUCGAGCAUGUUCGAGAUGGCAGUGUUGUGCGAGCACUCUUGUUACCCGACUACUACCUGGUCACAGUGAUGCUGUCUGGAAUAAAGUGCCCAACAUUUAAACGGGAAGCUGAUGGGGCAGAAACUCCUGAGCCGUUUGCAGCAGAGGCAAAGUUCUUCACUGAGUCCCGGCUACUUCAGAGAGACGUGCAGAUCAUUCUGGAGUCUUGUCCCAACCAAAUUAUCCUGGGCACCAUCCUCCACCCGAAUGGAAACAUCACAGAGCUGUUGCUGAAGGAUGGCUUUGCACGCUGUGUUGACUGGUCUAUGGCAGUGUACACCCAGGGGGCAGAGAAACUGCGGGCAGCAGAACGCUCAGCAAAAGAGCGUAAAGUAAGGAUCUGGAAAGACUAUGUUGCUCCCACUGCUAACCUGGACCAGAAGGACAGACAGUUUGUGGCAAAGGUGAUGCAGGUGGUGAAUGCAGAUGCCAUUGUUGUGAAGCUGAACUCUGGCGAAUACAAGACCAUCCACCUGUCCAGCAUCCGGCCCCCGAGGAAUGAGGGCGAGGAGAAGAACAAGGACAAGGACAAGCGCUUCCGUCCACUGUACGACAUUCCUUACAUGUUCGAGGCCAGAGAAUUCCUGAGAAAGAAGCUGAUUGGAAAGAAGGUCAACGUCACUGUAGAUUACAUCAGAGCUGCCACCACUGCUGCAGAAACUGGCCCCGUCCCUGCUUUCCCAGAGCGCACCUGUGCCACGGUCACCAUCGGAGGAAUAAAUAUUGCUGAAGCUCUGGUCAGUAAAGGCCUUGCUACAUGCAUCAGAUAUCGGCAGGAUGAUGAUCAGAGGUCCUCUCACUAUGAUGAGCUGCUGGCUGCAGAGGCACGGGCCAUCAAGAACGGGAAAGGACUUCACAGCAAGAAGGAGGUCCCCAUUCACAGAGUUGCCGACAUCUCUGGGGAGACCCAGAAAGCCAAGCAGUUCCUGCCGUUCCUGCAGAGAGCAGGCCGUUCGGAGGCGGUGGUCGAGUACGUGUUCAGCGGCUCCAGACUGAAGCUGUACAUGCCCAAAGAGACGUGCCUAAUCACCUUCCUCCUUGCCGGAAUCGAGUGUCCACGAGGCUCCCGAAACAUUCCCGGUGGAACGGCGGAGCCCUUCAGUGAGGAGGCCACACUGUUCACCAAGGAGCUGGUACUGCAGAGAGAGGUGGAGGUGGAGGUAGAGAGCAUGGAUAAAGCAGGGAACUUCAUAGGCUGGCUUCACAUCGAGGGAGUGAAUCUGUCUGUGGCUCUGGUGGAGAACUCCCUCUCUAAGGUCCACUUCACAGCCGAGCGCAGCUCCUACUACAAGACCCUGCAGUCGGCCGAGGAGGUGGCCAGGCAGAGGAAAGACAAGCUCUGGGCCAAUUAUGAGGAGAAGCCAACAGAAGAGGUGGCCCAGGUAUCAGAAGAGAAGGAGCGCGUGGCCAACUACAGGGCUGUGUACGUCACCGAGAUCACAGACGGACUGCACUUCUACACACAGGAUGUGGAAACAGGAGCACAGCUGGAGAACCUGAUGGAGACCAUGCGGGCAGAGAUCGCAGCUCAGCCACCUGUGGAGGGGUCUUUCACCCCGCACAGAGGAGACUACUGCAUGGCCAAGUUUGCUGACGGAGAAUGGUACAGAGCUCGUGUGGAGAAGGUUGAAUCCCCAGCAAAGGUUCAUGUGUUCUACAUCGACUAUGGCAACAGAGAAGUGUUGUCUUCGGUGCGUCUCGCCACUCUUCCUCCUGCCUUCAGCACCCGGGCCCUGCCUGCUCAGGCCACAGAGUAUGCCUUUGCCUUCAUCCAGGUCUCGCAGGAUGAGGAUGCCCGGGCUGAUGCAGUGGACUGCAUUGUGAAGGACAUUCAGAACACACAGUGUCUGCUGAACGUAGAGUACAGCGGCGCUUCCUGCCCACACGUCACCCUGCAGUUCACAGACUCCAAAGACGACGUGGGUCUGGGCCUGGUCAAAGAGGGGCUUGUGAUGGUAGAUGUCCGCAAGGAGAAACACCUGCAGAAAAUGGUGACCGAGUAUCUAAAUGGCCAGGAGUCUGCAAAGAGUGCCAGACUCAACAUUUGGCGCUACGGAGACUUCCGUGCCGAUGACGCAGAUGAGUUUGGCUACAGGCGCUGAGUCCCUGCCAUUCCAAAGACCUUGUGGAAGAUAAGAUGCAUCCGCAGAGAGAAAGAGGAAAAAGAAUCUAAACAUCACAAGCAAGCGUUUAUAUGCUCUCUUAUUUUUUGGUAAUAUCGCAACAUUCAUCUCUCUCGGUCUUCUUUGACACUCUGUGCAUUUCCCCUCUUCUCCCCAAGGUUUUUUCCCCCAUUUUUUUUUUUCUUUCCUUUUUUUUCUUUUUAAAAAGAGAGCAGGGCUACAGGUGAAUUCACUUGUAGAUACUUAAAAUAGGACCAACGUACCGUGACAUUUUAGCCAAUCAUCAUUUCCAUUUUCAUUUUAGCCAAACAAACUGUUUAACCAAACACACCAAACAGCCAAACUCUUUGUAGUUCUGCUCCAGCCUGAGCUCCACUUCAGAGGGCGGAGCUUUCAGAAGGGUGGGGUCUGCACAGAGGACUCAUGAACUCGACAGCUUCCUGAGAAAACGCUUCCUUAAUCAUGAGAAAAGUUCUAUAUUUAAAUGUAUAUGGAUAUUAUUUUGAUGCUAGAUAAGUGCACUCAAAGUGAAACUAACGAGUGUGUUUUUUAAAUGUAUGAGUGUUUGACCUUUCUGGACUUUUGUGUAAGGAGUGUGUUUUUUCUCGCUCUCUCUCUCUUUGUGGCACAAAGAAAAGCUGCCAACGCCUUGACAAGCAUUCAUUCUACUCCUCUGGGAUGUUUACAUAUAACGGUCAUUUCUUUGUCUUCUCCUCUCUGUCUCGCUCUCCUGCCAUAGCAGAAACAACAGUGUUUGAAUUAUUUUCCUUCCAAGGUAGACCCUGUCAUUGUAUUUAAAUCUGCUGAAUAAAAAUGAGCAAAGUCUU